UCGUAUCAUAUUACAUUACAACGGAAUAUCAUUAAACGGGAACAGAAUCUACAAUCGAUGUUAUCUUUUGAUUUACUCGACGYUGACAMCAUCGCACGCCGGAAUGUAAUWUGUUAGAAGUGAAGCCAAGCAGUCAGGUUGUCUACAUUUGAAGUGCUAGCCCCACCUACUUCGUAGAGCCAGUCUGCGCGCCCUGUAGCAUUGGCGUACACUCGUCUCACAUGUACAAUGGCAUCAAUUUGAGAUUCUAUAUUCUGAGUGAAACACACACAAAACAUGAGUUCUUUUUCAAUACGAGAUAUUCUGGAUCUCCCAGAGGAUACUAUCCGCACACUACAAGCGAUCAAAUCACCAAUGGAAAUACCACAAGACAACCUCCAAGAAGACACAAGCGAGCUGAAUGCUAAAGAGACAGACGACGACCCUCAAAUCACAAACGAAAUCUCCUCGGAAUCUGGCGAAACACGUUUAGGAAUGGUGGAAAAAUCGGACGAAACAAACCGUGAAUCACACGAGCUUCCAAAGAAACGAAAACGAAGGAUACUUUUCACCAAGGCGCAGACUUUUAUCCUAGAAAGAAGAUUUCAGCAGCAAAGAUAUCUCUCUGCCCCUGAACGCGAAGAACUUGCAAGAAUAGCAAACUUAACACCAGCGCAAGUUAAAAUAUGGUUUCAAAACCAUCGAUAUAAAUUUCGAAAACAAAUGAGYGARAAGGGACCKUGGGAGAAACCCUACAUCUCCGGGCCAUUCCUUACUGGCUCUGGACAGUACUGCAGUUGUGGAACACUAAGUUGUAGCUACCUCAGYUCRCCAUAUCARCCWCCAGAUUAUCUACACUACCCUUCAACAUCUUUCUUACAGCCGGCCGCAUUUUGGUGAGAACAUCGAGCGYAAACGCACUCCUCACCGCAAACAACASCAAUUCUUCGCAUUUAGAAUUGAACAACAUUAAUUUGAACACUUUUACCGCUUGAAAAGCAAAUUGGUGUACGAAUGUAAAACUUGUGAAUACUGCUUAUUUGUACAAUAUCGUAUUUAGACAUUUGGACAUUCACAUAAAAUAGAAACUCUUUGUUUCCUUUCAAUGAAUUGUAUCGGGGAUAUAUUAAACGCAAACUAGUUAACUCAGCUGUGUCGAAGUUGAACUAUAAAAUUGUAUUAGUUGUGUUGAUAUGGUGUUGAAGUCUUUUUUUCUUGUUAAAACAAUGUUUCUUUAAGGAUUAUCAUUCGUGGCUUCUCACCAAAUAAAACGACGUAUUUCUA
Messenger RNA from Exaiptasia diaphana, 1263 nucleotides. RefSeq names its product homeobox protein Nkx-2.2a. Bases 277 to 879 code for a protein of 200 amino acids. Gene Ontology annotation, biological process: regulation of transcription by RNA polymerase II; cell differentiation. Gene Ontology annotation, cellular component: nucleus. Gene Ontology annotation, molecular function: RNA polymerase II cis-regulatory region sequence-specific DNA binding; DNA-binding transcription factor activity, RNA polymerase II-specific. The transcript is spliced from 3 exons. Lineage: Eukaryota; Metazoa; Cnidaria; Anthozoa; Actiniaria; Aiptasiidae. The record is from RefSeq and is a predicted model, not a curated record.